AUGGACAGGGAUAUAAGCUACCAGCAGAACUAUAAUGCAACUGGGGCAGCUGCAGCUUCUUCAAGACAGCUUCCCACAGACAAUAAUGCGGAUACAAAUUUUUUAAAAGUAAUGUCAGAAUUCAAGUACAAUUUUAACAGUCCAUUGCCCACAACGACCCAAUUCCCCACGCCGUAUUCUUCUAAUCAGUAUCAACACACACAGGAUCAUUUUGCCAAUACAGACGCGCCCAACAGUUCGAGCAACGAAUCGUCAUUAGUAGAGAAUAGUAUAUUACCGCAUCAUCAGCAGAUACAGCAACAACAACAGCAACAACAACAUCAACAGCCGCAACAACAGCAACAUUUAGGCUCACUUGUGCCUCCUGCAGUGACAAGAACGGACACGAGUGAGACUUUGGACGAUAUUAACGUUCAGCCUUCUUCUGUUUUACAGUUCGGGAACUCCUUGCCCAGCGAGUUUUUGGUUGCAUCCCCAGAACAAUUUAAGGAAUUUUUAUUGGACUCUCCGUCCACCAGUUUCAAUUUCUUUCACAAGACGCCGGCAAAGACACCACUUCGAUUUGUGACAGAUUCUAGCGGUGCUCAGCAGAGCACCUCAGAGAACCCUAACCAACAACAGAAUGUUUUUAGUAAUGUGGAUUUGAACAAUCUUUUGAAAAGUAAUGGGAAAACGCCCUCAUCUUCAUCCACGGGCGCAUUUUCACGUACUCCUCUAAGUAAGAUUGAUAUGAACCUCAUGUUUAACCAACCGUUGGCGACGUCUCCAUCAAAAAGGUUCUCCUCUUUGUCGUUGACACCGUAUGGUAGAAAAAUUUUGAGUGAUGUCGGUACGCCUUAUGCAAAGGCAUUGAUAUCUUCCAACAGCGCGUUAGUGGAUUUUCAAAAGGCAAGAAAAGAUAUAGCCGCUAGUGCGACGUCUAUAGGACUGGAAAACGCUAACAACAUCUUACAAAGAACACCGCUAAGAUCCAACAAUAAGAAAUUAUUUAUUAAAACCCCCCAGGAUACCAUCAACAGCACUAGCACACUAACUAAGGACAAUGAAAAUAGACCAGACAUAUAUGGCUCUUCGCCUACCACUAUUCAAUUAAAUUCAUCAAUAACAAAAUCUAUUUCCAAACUGGAUAACCCCAGGAUUCCCUUGUUGGCUUCCAGGUCAGAUACCAUUCUAGAUUCCAACGUGGAUGAUCAAUUGUUUGAUUUAGGGCUGACAAGGUUACCGUUAUCACCAACACCGAAUUGUAAUUCUUUACAUAGUACAACUGUAGGUGCAUCUGCCCUACAAAUUCCAGAACUACCUAAAAUGGGGUCUUUUAGAAGCGAUACAGGAGUUAAUCUCACUUCAAUCUCAAACACAGUUUCUUCCAAGAGCAAAUCAGGUAAUAACAAUUCAAAAGGUAGAAUCAAAAAAAAUGGGAAAAAACCUUCCAAGUUCCAAAUUAUUGUGGCAAAUAUUGAUCAGUUCAAUCAAGAUACAUCAUCGUCAUCCUUAACAUCAUCACUGAAUACAAAUUCGAGUGCAGGGAAUUCAAAUUCAAAUGUAGCAAAGAAGAGGGCAAGUAAACUCAAAAGGUCGCAGUCGUUACUUUCAGAUUCCAGAUCCAAAUCACAGGCAAAGAAAAACUGCAAUUCUAAAUCUAAUGGAAACUUAUUCAACUCACAAUAA
Messenger RNA from Saccharomyces paradoxus, 1668 nucleotides. It is a transcript of the gene NDD1, whose product is annotated as Ndd1p. The transcript has a single exon. The record is from RefSeq and is a predicted model, not a curated record. The coding region runs from base 1 to 1668 and encodes 555 amino acids. Lineage: Eukaryota; Fungi; Ascomycota; Saccharomycetes; Saccharomycetales; Saccharomycetaceae.